CAGCAGCAGCAGGAACAAUAACCGGAGCGGAGUCACUGCAGUCCGUCGGUCGGUCAGUCCGUCAGUCGGUAGGUCCGUCAGUCCGUCGGUCGGUGCUCCUCCUCCCGGGUGUAGUCAGAGAGUGCAGCCGGAGGAGGGAGGAGGACGCCGGGCAGAGGGAUCAUGUCCUCCCCGCAGGUCUCCUCGUCCCGCAGACAGUCUUGUUAUCUGUGCGACCUGCCCCGCAUGCCCUGGGCCAUGAUCUGGGACUUCACCGAGCCCGUCUGUCGGGGCUGCGUCAACUACGAGGGCGCGGACCGGGUCGAGUUCGUCAUCGAGACGACCCGCCACCUGAAGCGGGCUCACGGCUUCCAGGAGAGCAGAUCUCCCGCCGGAGGACCUGCUGCUCUUCCUCCUCCUCCUCCUCCUCCUCCUCCUCCUCAGCAGCAGCAGCAGCAGGCCGCCGUGGUGAAGAGCCAGGCCGGGUUACUGAGCGGUAAGGAGCCGCUGAACCAGCAGGUGGAGGUACCCGGGAAGGCUCCGCAGCCCGGUCUGGACCGGUACUCGCUCGGUGCAGAUAGCCGGGCUCGGUUCGACUACAGCGGGCUCAGCAGCAGGCUGCCCAACGGGUUCAAACCCGACGACGGACCGCCAGAACUGAACCGACAGAGUCCAAACUCGAGGGGCCGGAGCCACGGCGGGCUGGUGUCAGCACCGAACCUGCUGCCUCAGACGCUACUGAACGGACCGGGACCGGGACCGGGACCGGGACCGCACGGCCUGACCGGCAGAACCCGGCAGAGCUCACUGGUCGGGGUCUCCCUGUCCGACCCUGCGGGGAAGCGGCCCGCCUCGGGGUCCGGGUCCGGGUCCGGGUCCGGGUCCGGGUCCGGCUCGGACCAGGAGCGGGAGCGAGAGCUGAAGGAGAAGCAGCGGAACGUGGAGGUUCUGUCCGAGCUGAGCGACAGCCUCCGGAACCGGCAGGAGGACUGGACCAGCCGGCCCAAGGUGGUUCGGGACUCGCUGGUCUCUCUGUCUGGAUGCACCCCGUUCAACGUCCGCUUCAAGAAGGACCACAUGCUGCUGGGUCGGGUCUUCGCCUUCGACGCGGUGUCCAAACCGGGUCUGGAGUUCGAGCUGAAGAUCUUCAUCGAGUACCCGAGCGGCUCCGGGACCGUGUUCUCCAGCGCCUCGGGGGUCGCCAAGCAGAUGUACCAGGACUGCAUGAAGGACUACGGUCGAGGUCUGUCCUCCGGGUUCAAGUACCUAGAGUACGAGAAGCAGCACGGCUCCGGGGACUGGAGGCUGCUGGGGGACCUGCUACCGGAACCACUCCGGUUCUUCAGGGAGACGGUGGGGGGGGACAUGCUGCCGGAGUCUCACACCGACAGCUGCUACCCGCUGCUGCCCGGCCGGGCUGCGGGUCCGGGUCCGGGUCCGGGUCCGGGUCCAGGCAGCUCCAGGGCCGGGCUGAGGAAGAGGAAGGCGGACCCGGACCAGGACCCGGACCCGGACCCGGAGGAGCAGCAGAGGCAGCAGUGGAUCAGCAGCCAGACUGAAGCACUCAAACUGUCCAUGUCUUCGAGCUCCUUCAGCCUCCCCCCCCCAGGCCCGUCCCCCCCGGACCCGGACCCGGACCCGGACCAGACCGGACAGUCCCCCAUGGCCGCGCUCAUGUCGGUCGCGGACACGCUCGGGAAUGCACACUCCCCCAACAAAGACCGGGACUCGGUCCACUCCACCACCUCGUCCUCCAGACACAACAGCAGCCCGGUGUCCCCCGCCUCCGGGUCCGGGUCCGGGGGACAGAGGCGGCUCUCGUCCCGCAACGGAGACCGGGAUCGGGACCGGGACCGGGACCGGGACCGGGACCUGGGGGUGUCCGCGGCGUCGCAGUCCGCCAGCGGCAUGGACCAAGUGCACGCGCAGAGCGUGCCCGACUCCCCCAUGGCCAACAGCGGGCCUCUGUGCUGCACCAUCUGCCACGAGCGGCUGGAGGACACGCACUUUGUCCAGUGUCCCUCCGUCCCCAACCACAAGUUCUGCUUCCCCUGCUCCAGAGAGAGCAUCAAGGCCCAGGGAGCAGCAGGGGAGGUCUUCUGUCCCAGCGGGGACAAGUGUCCUCUGGUCGGCUCCAACGUGCCCUGGGCCUUCAUGCAGGGAGAGAUAGCAACCAUCCUGGCGGGAGACGUCAAGGUGAAGAAGGAGAGAGACACCUGAGGAAGAGGAGGAGGUCUGUAAACUCUUCCUCUCUGUCAGUGGAGACCAUUUAAUCUGAAAACAUCUCUUGAUGCUGAUGGAGUGAUAUCUGGAUCAAUAGUCUGAUAUAUUAUUAUAUUAUAGUAUGAUAUAAUAUUAUAUAUUACGUCUCAUUUGCAUAUUUAAAUUAGGGCUGUUUAUUCCACAACAAUGAUCCACUAGCUGAACAUUAUCCUGAUUAUCACACAGCUACUGACUGAAGACAUCAAUGAUUACACACUAGAACAGUCCUCCAGAGUCCCACAUCAGAGCUGCGUCCAUAGCAACGGUCUGCUAUACAUAGCAACGGUCUGUUAUACAUAGCAACGGUCUGUUAUACAUAGCAACGGUCUGUUAUACGUAGCAA
Molecule: messenger RNA, 2584 nt
Organism: Sebastes umbrosus (honeycomb rockfish)
Lineage: Eukaryota; Metazoa; Chordata; Actinopteri; Perciformes; Sebastidae
Gene: irf2bpl
Product: interferon regulatory factor 2 binding protein-like
Exons: 1
Coding region: 163-2199 (678 amino acids)
Biological process (GO): regulation of transcription by RNA polymerase II
Cellular component (GO): nucleus
Molecular function (GO): transcription corepressor activity
Source: RefSeq, a predicted model, not a curated record